GAGCGACGAGUUUGGGUCCCUCUAGCGCCAGUGGGGGGCUAUGAGCACUGACAAUGGGGACGAAUCCUUGCCGCAGCUGUCGAACGUCAGAAAUCCGUAUCGACCUGAUACCAUGAUACGCUCCUGCAUCCCGAGCGGGCUAUCGCGCGUGAACGUCAACGUCGUCAUCGACAUCGAGGCGUGGUGACGCGACGUCGGCCGACGAUCUCAGUUCGCCGGCAACGGGCAUCGCGACAGCUCGCGCCGUAACGCGGGAGGAAGUUCGGCCGGAAGAAGAGAUUGCUCCCCCGAGAAGAAGAGGGUAGGGUACCAAAGGGUGCGAAGAGAAGACAAGCAGGUGGACGGGAGGGGUGCGAAGGAGAGGACGAGAGACGGAGACGUGCAAUUCCGCGACUAAGGGGGUGGCAGCGACCAGGGAGCACCACCGAGGGGGUGGCAGCGAGGAAAAAAGGGAGCGAGGACGAAGUAGACGGGGUCAGCGGGGGUUAAAACACGUGGAUGCUGUGGCCGGUGUUGGGGGGGGAUGACGGGCUGAGCCCCACAGCGUCGCCCACGCCGGCGGCGACCGGCGCCGUCUCCUCCGCUAAGGGGGUGAACAAACUGACCCCUCUGCUGCUCUGCGCCCCCUGCAAGCCCGGUGGCCACCGGAAGAGCCAGAGCUCCACCCAGUGGUACGUGCAACAGCCCACGUGGCGUUUAUGGGGCGAGGAAAGAGGCGACGGCGUCAUAUACACAGUAUAUCUAAAGAAGGUCCGAUACCAUCGGCCCACGAGAAGUCUUUCAGCAUCGGAUUCUGACGACGAGAUUUCGCACUUGGAAUGGGAGACGGUGCGAGUGCGUUUCUUAAAGGCCGGCACGGUGCAGCGGCUGGUCGAAAGUCUGGCGAACGACGACGGCGAGCUGGAGUCCACUUACAUACUGCUGCUCGCACGAUGCGACGCUCUGGACGGGACCACCGGCUGCGAGCAGCAUCGCAAGACCCUCGUCCAAGCUCUGCACGUCUGGCUGGAUGCUUAUCUAGGCGACUGGAAGUCACCCCCGAGCCAUCCCCUGCUCACCAGGCUUCUCGAGUUCACGCAGCAACGUCUUAUUGGCUCCGAGCUCGAACUCAAAGCUAAGCACCGACUGCACCGGUUUCAGCGGGAGGAUCAAAUAGACUGUAUAGUAUACGACAAUGGCCGACUACCCAUGCGCGGUUCCCCGGAUCCGAUGGCGGAUCACUGGGGGAACUACAUCUUCCCCGAGGUGCCCCACCGUCACUUCGCCGAGCAGCUAACCCGGAUGGAUGCCGAAGUGUUUAAGAAACUGGUUGCCCAUCAGUGUCUUGGUGCCGUAUGGUCCAGGAAGGAUCGUUCCAGGAGUCACGAAGCCGCCACGGUGGUGGCAACCGUGAACCAAUUCAACGCCGUCUCGUUACGUGUGAUCUCGACGAUUCUGACGGAUACGACGCUCAAAUCUCAGGAGCGCGCCAGAAUCCUCGAGACAUGGAUCGACGUCGCACAGGAAUUGCGGAUACUCAAGAAUUUUAGUAGUUUGAAAGCGAUCGUCUCCGGUCUCCAAAGCAAUCCGGUGUAUCGACUGGAGAAGUGUUGGCAGUGCAUGCCUCGGGAGAAGCACGAACUCUUCCGCGAGCUCGAGAGGAUAUUCUCGGAGGAGAACAACGCCUGGACCCAGAGGGAGCUGCUCAUCAAAGAGGGCACUGCCAAGUUCGCUGACACUGCCGGCAGAAGCGAUAGGCAUCUGCAGAAGCUCUUUCAAAAACAGAAUACUCACGCGGGCAACAUUAGUUACGGCACAAUACCGUACCUAGGUACCUUCCUAACUGACCUCACUAUGAUCGACACGGCGAUUCCGGAUACGAUAGCCGAUGGUCUCAUCAAUUUUGAUAAAAGACGGAAGGAGUUCGAGGUGCUCGCCAGGAUAAGACUUCUGCAGGGCGCGGCAAACGCAUAUAACUUCAGCAUGGAUCCCGUGUUCGAUCGUUGGUUCCACUCGGUGGUGAUAUUGGAUGAUCGGGAAGCGUACAAACUCAGCUGUCAGAUCGAGCCACCACCAGGGAACACUCUCAACAAUCGCGGCAAGAAGAAACAGGGUCAUCAAGGUCACCGCAAGAAUGAUUCAAUUGCCUCAACGUCCAGUUCGAGCAGUUCGCAAUUUUACUGCGAUCUCGAUUCCCUCCCGAGCUCGCCACACAACUCGCUGGACCGGCGAACGUCACCGUCCCAAAUGUCCAGUUCGUCCUCGAGCUCGUCUCUACCGUCCCUGGACGUAUCCCUAAGCUCCGGUGGAGGUGGCAGUCAUCAGACUCGUCUGGCACCCCCAGCCGGUGCUGUGGCGGCCAACGGUAGCACUCCGAAUCUCGCCGGACUGUCUAGUCCCAGUCACUCGCACAAGAGCUCGCCUGAUUUCUAUAUUAUCAAAGUCACUAUGGAAACGGAUAACGUGGAAACGCAAGGCGUGGUGCUGUACAAGUCGAUAAUGUUAUCGAAUAACGAGCGGACGCCGCAGGUUAUCCGGAAUGCCAUGCUGAAGCUCGGCCUUGAAGGCAGUCCCGAUCAGUACACCCUGGCCCAGGUGCUACCCGAUCGGGAGAUGGUACUGCCCAACUCGGCUAACGUCUAUUACGCUGUAAAUACCGCGCACAAUCUCAAUUUCAUCUUGAGACAGAGGAGAGAGCCCAAUGACGUGACCUCGGACAGUCCCAGGAGCAAAGGCAGCGGUCACAACCACAAGAGGUAGUCUUAAAACCGUCGCUGAGUGCCCAGAACGAGAGGAUCUCUGAAGUUUCCCGCUGACGUAAGCGGGAAAUAGUUCUUGGACUGUUACGUGAACUUUGGACGCGAAGUUAGAGUGCUAAUGGAUUCUCGGAUUGCUCUCGUGAAGGAGAGCAAAUUGAAGUCGAUCAACAUAAUUGCGAUAAAAGACAAAUGCGAUGUUGUCAGCGUACGUCAGCGAACAAAACACUAAGCUGUAAUAUCGCUAAAUGAAUUAACAUUUGGUAUUACAAUAUUGAUGUCAAUGGCAUCUUUCCAGUACAGAGCCUGUAGCAGUGUUGCCGCAACGCUUGCAAGAUUACCGCAAUGUUGGGACGAUUUGUGCUGUAUAGAUUAAUUGACACCAUCAAUAAUACAUAAUUGGUAAUGUUAAUAUUACUAAUUAACGUUAUUAACAGUAAUGUUAACAGUACUAAUUAAAUAAUAUCGCAACAAUACAUAUCAAAGUAUUACAGCUUAACAUCCGGUUCGCCAUUAAGGUAUUCCAUUGUAAUUUAAAAACGAUGACUUAUUUAAUAGUUGUACAACAUGAAGAAAUGACGAUCACAAUGUCAGGCAUCACACAAUUACCGCAAUCGAUCGCGCAUCCUCGUUCGUUCUCCGUCGCAAAUCGAAGUUGAAAGGGCAAAUAUCGCCGUAAUUAAUUUGUUUAUUAAGAUUUACCAUGACAACCCGGUCGUUUCGCCUUUUUGAACGCGACGCAAACGAUCGAACGGCAAGCCAAGGUAUAAUUAAGCGCGGUCACUCGUACAACCGGAAGUGCGUAGACCCACGCACGUAUCGCACAAAAACGCACGCACGAACGCACGCACGCACAUACGCACGCACGCACACACAC
This is a messenger RNA of Acromyrmex echinatior (Panamanian leafcutter ant), 3612 nucleotides long. RefSeq names its product Ral guanine nucleotide dissociation stimulator-like (gene Rgl). Gene Ontology annotation, cellular component: plasma membrane. Lineage: Eukaryota; Metazoa; Arthropoda; Insecta; Hymenoptera; Formicidae. The record is from RefSeq and is a predicted model, not a curated record. Gene Ontology annotation, molecular function: guanyl-nucleotide exchange factor activity. Gene Ontology annotation, biological process: Ras protein signal transduction.